AUGUCCAUUAUGAAGCAGAGGCUACCACUGGGAGAGUUUUCCAGCUCAAAGAUUAACAAGCUGGCAAUUGCCAACAUCGCAGACGCCAGUGAGCCUAGGAGCCGUGGAGAAAACAAUAUCGGGGCCGUGUGUCUGCCCUCUAUCAAGAGUUUAAUGGUUAGCCCCGAAGUAUACGAGAAUACGAAGAGCCUGCCUGUUCCCUUAAUAAGAAGUGGUGGCGGAGGUGUGGCUUGCACCAGUAAGUCGUCAUGCCAGGAUAAUGUUCGCAAAGAGAAAAUAUCUAGAGAUUAUUCAGAGCUUUCCAAGAAGUUACAGAUUCGUCUACAGUUUGCUUAUUAUAAGUACAAAACUAAACAGACAAACAAAAAUUUUACAGAUUUGAAGUUGAAGCAUAGCAUUACAAGGCCCUCCAAGGUCGCCACUCGCACUAAGUCAGAGCCGUUAACGAAAAGAAGGAAACUGGUGCUAUCUCAGGGCCAUUAUAAGACUCCUGCGAAGUCUAAGAUCAAAACUCCGUCUUCCAUUUAUGGUUCUCAUGGUGACACAUCUUCUUUUACAUGUUUCCACAAUGAAGGCGAAAGUUUAACUAUUACCGCGAACAUGGACAUCACCGAUACCACUACGCCAAUACGCAACAAUAUAAAUAUAAAGCAUUCGAACAGUCAUAAUCGCACACUGUAUCAGAAACAAGAAACACCUACAAGCAUCAAGGCUGCUAAAUCCUUAAUACAUCUCUUUACAAGUAACCAGUAG
This is a messenger RNA of Saccharomyces mikatae IFO 1815, 753 nucleotides long. It is a transcript of the gene NRM1, whose product is annotated as Nrm1p. The record is from RefSeq and is a predicted model, not a curated record. Lineage: Eukaryota; Fungi; Ascomycota; Saccharomycetes; Saccharomycetales; Saccharomycetaceae. The transcript has a single exon. Bases 1 to 753 code for a protein of 250 amino acids.